CAUUUGUCAAAUCGCCGCAAAGUCCGACUAUGAUUUUAUAAUUAUUUACUUGUUCUUUUACGGCAAAAUUAACUAUAUAACUAUGAAUUUAUCUGAGGAAAACAGUUUUUCGAACGGCCUGCUGUACGUGGGCUUCAAUCAAGAUCAAGGGUGUUUCGCUUGUGGAACUGAGAAUGGAUUUAGGGUGUUCAACAGCGAUCCUCUCAAGGAAAAAGAGAGACAAAAUUUCGCGGAAGGUGGUCUAUCGUACGUCGAAAUGUUGUUUAGAUGUAACUACAUGGCACUGGUCGGCGGAGGCAAGACACCCGUGUACCCUCCGAACAGAGUAAUCAUAUGGGAUGACUUAAAAAAGGAUUCGGCUAUCUCACUAGACUUCAACAGUCCUGUAAAAGCUGUGAAGUUGAGAAGAGAUCGGAUUGUUGUUGUUUUGGAGAAUUUAAUAAAAGUCUACACUUUCACCGCUCAGCCUCAGCUUCUUCAUGUGUUUGAGACCUGUCCAAACUCCAGAGGGUUAUGUGUGGUUUGUCCAAACAGCAACAAUGCUCUACUCGCAUAUCCAAGCAGAAAAACUGGGCAUGUCCAGCUGGUUGAGUUAACUAGUCUCGGAGGAACAAGUGCAGCCCCAGAAGGUCAUCUCAUAGCGGCUCAUGAAGCGCCGUUAAGCUGCUUGGCGCUAAACGUUGGUGGCACAAGGUUGGCCACAGCGUCCACUAAGGGCACUCUUAUCAGAGUAUUUGACACAAACACUGGUCAAAAGUUGGCAGAGCUAAGAAGAGGAGCACAUCAGGCAACAAUAUACUGCAUAAACUUCAACCACACAAGUACCAACCUCUGUGUGACGUCAGACCAUGGCACGGUACACGUUUUCAGUCUAGAAGACGAGAAGUUAAACAAGCAAUCCAGCCUGGCGACCGUCAACUUCUUACCAAAGUACUUCUCAAGCAACUGGAGUUUUUGUAAAUUCACCAUACCUAACGGCCCGCCGUGCAUUUGUGCUUUUGGUGUGGAUAAAAGUUCUAUUAUUGUUAUUUGUGCUGACGGGUCAUACUACAAAUACAAGUUUAACGACAAGGGCGAAUGUACCAGAGACGUCUACGCGCAAUUCCUGGAAACCUCAGAGGACAGAUAAGUGGUAUCCAACAUGUAUGUGGAAUUGACCUACUAUGAAGAAAUUAGUACUAUCGAAUUAGUAACAUGCUAAUUUGUUAUCAAUGCUGUAAUGGUACUGUGUUAUAAAACUCUUAUGGUAGGGUUAGAGUAGGGCUCGACAAAUAUUUCUAUUCCAAAACUAUAUAUUAUCAAAUUUUAUAUCAUAAAUUAUAAUAAUAAUGCCAGCAAAACAAAAUGCUAAGGCAGUAUACUGUCUUUUUUCGAUAUCAGACAAAUGGCCUGAUUUUUGCAUAUUAUUUUACGUUCUAACGUAAGUUUUUUUACGUCGUGUCGUACUAGUAAGUAGAUACGACAAGACCAAAAAGCGCUAUAAUGCGUACAAAAUUAGUUCUCACGUGCCAUUUUACUUUAUGGGUACUGUCAUGUCAAAAGUACGAUUCUAGUCCUAAUUUUAAAGGUGAACCGUAAUUGGACUUCGUCUGUGUUGGUGUUUGCUGGGGCGCGUGCGGUGCCUUUUUGGAGUGUUUUUUUUUUGUUAGAAGUGGGCGGUUUUUGUGUUUUGCUGGUGUUUUUUGGCGGUGGAACUGAAUGGGAAGCGCCCUAAAGGGGCGCCAAGCGUGUGUCGGCGAGCGCCGGCACAGACGAGGUCCAACUUAUAUAGUUUCCCUGACUUGUAAAUAACUACCAACUUGACAUUGGCUAAUCUUUGUACAGCCA
Molecule: messenger RNA, 1827 nt
Organism: Maniola jurtina (meadow brown)
Lineage: Eukaryota; Metazoa; Arthropoda; Insecta; Lepidoptera; Nymphalidae
Product: WD repeat domain phosphoinositide-interacting protein 3-like
Exons: 8
Coding region: 83-1129 (348 amino acids)
Biological process (GO): nucleophagy; protein lipidation; protein localization to phagophore assembly site
Cellular component (GO): phagophore assembly site membrane; cytosol; extrinsic component of membrane
Molecular function (GO): phosphatidylinositol-3-phosphate binding; phosphatidylinositol-3,5-bisphosphate binding; protein binding
Source: RefSeq, a predicted model, not a curated record